Molecule: messenger RNA, 2499 nt
Organism: Letharia lupina
Lineage: Eukaryota; Fungi; Ascomycota; Lecanoromycetes; Lecanorales; Parmeliaceae
Exons: 2
Coding region: 1-2499 (832 amino acids)
Molecular function (GO): protein binding
Source: RefSeq, a predicted model, not a curated record
AUGGCUGACGAGGAAAGGGAAGCAAGAGCUGCUGCGCUGGCUUCUCAAGCGCUGGAGCUUGUAGCCUCUGGAAGAGAUGAGGAUGGCUCUCGAGCUCUGCAGGAAGCAGCCUCACUUGCCCCGAGCAAUCCUCAUGUCAAGGCCGCCUUCGAUAAGAUACGGUCAGAUGACUUACAACACCGCCUACAGAAGCUUUGCAGCGAAUUUAUUUUGGAGCAUGACGAAGGUGCGGGCAAGGAAGCUCUCUCUUAUCUCAACAGAUCGGCAGAAGUGCCUGGAGAUGUAGCCAAGGCAUGUUUGGAACUCGUUGUGAGGCCUGAGAUUUACAAAGAUGGGGAAGUACAAGAUGGGAUUGUAGCAGGCCUUCUGAGGGAAGCUCCAGCUGCAAAAAUCGCGCUGGCAAAGAAGCUACAUGACGACACGACUAUGGUUGCAUUCGAGAAGAUAUUCAGGUUGGGUGACGGAUCUUCCAAUGGCAUGACCGAUGUGGUGUUGGAUCCGGCAGCUUGGUCAACCGAGUCAAUACGGGAGGAAUGCGAAAAAGAUGUCUUCCAAUUGUACCUUGCAAAGCUGAUCCAGGUUGGAGACGAAGAGAACUUCAGAGCCCUGAAAGGCAUUGCUAGGCUCCUGGCAGCAGACACGGAACGUCUCCGUACACUCAUCGACGAAGAAACAUUUGAUGUGGUUCUGUCUUCGUUGGACAAUCGCAAUACGGUCGAAGUACGCAGUCAAGCAACCCUAGUGACUGCGAAAUACCUGGAAGCUUCCGGAGACAACGGCCAAAAGACUCUAACACAAUUCGUCAGUUCUCGACUUACACGGCAGAGAAACGAAGAUCUAGUCCAGGCUUUCUCCGCUGCUGCAGGUGUAUUCCCUGUUGCAUCAUCACCGGCCUCGACGUUGUUCCUCACAGAGGGUUUCGUCCAGGCGCUGGUACCGUUGUUGAAGAAAAAGGCGAAAUCAGAAAAGGUGGAACUUGCUGCUUUGGACAUGUUGAGUGCGGCUUGCAUUGAUAGUGCAUGCCGUGAAGCCAUCAAGAAGCACUGUACAACAUGGCUGCAGCAUAUCCUAGCUACGGGCAAAGAUGAGAGACCCGGUCUUGCAGCAGUGAUCUUGGCCAAGAUCCAAGGCCCGUCUAGCCAAGGAACCAGUUCAAAGGUUCAAAUGGCAGCCGAAGAGAAGAGUGUCGCGGAUGAUCUUGUACCUAGACUUAAGAGCAUGAUGGUUGAAGAUCCAUUAGAUUCCAACCAGAGCUCUAUUGAGGGUCUGGCGUACGCAUCUGUCCAGCCUAAGAUCAAAGAGGAGCUCGCAAGAGACGAUGAGUUCCUCAAAAAGCUCCUGAGAAACUUGAGGCAUAGUCCGCCCGGAUCUCCAACAAGCUUCGGCGGCCUGGCGCUCAUCGACAAUCUUACUCGCUACCUACCAAACCUUUCGGAGGAGCAGAGACGGAUGGCUCAGCUCAAAGCAUAUGCUAAUGCAUCCAAGAACGCUCCUCAAGCAGAUCCUCUUGACGAAGAUGCUGCUGUCACAGAGCGUUGCAAAGCUAUCGUAAACGCUGGAGCUAUCUCGGUCCUUGUUGGCAUGCGCAAGAAUCUGUCUCCCAACUCAAUGAAUAUCGUUAUCAGGAUUCUACUGUCGCUUUCACGGACAUCAUCUCUCCGAGGCAUUAUUGCUCAACAAGGCGGAGUAAGGCUACUGCUACAGGGUUACACCCUCAUCAUUGGAUCCUCCGACUCGGACAUGGAAGUCCGCCGUACUGCAGCUCAUGCUUUAGCUCGCAUUUUGAUAUCGAUCGAUCCAUCUCUCGUUUUCCCUUCAUCAGGCUCCAUGCCAUUGACUUCUGUCAUCCGACCAAUCCUCUCACUUCUUCGUGAAGACUCUGGUCCAAUGACUCAAGGUCCCCGAGACCUCUUGCCAACUUUCGAAGCACUCAUAGCUCUCGCAAACCUAGCAACUGUUCCUUCAAGUGGCGCAGCCGAAAGUAUCAUACGCCAAGCUUACCCUACGAUUGAAGACCUUUUGCUUAGUAACAAUACCCUGGUCCAGCGUGCAGCGACUCAACUCGUAUGCAAUCUUGCCAAUUGUCCCCUGGGCGUUGAGUUGUUCGCGGAUGAGUCCCCAGCUGCCGCUAGACGUAUGCACAUAUUGCUUGCGAUGGCUGACGUCGAAGAUGUAGCUACUAGAUGUGCUGCAGCUGGGGCAUUGGCUGUAGUUACAGAGUUCGAGGGAGCCGUGAAAGCGAUCCUGGCGAGAAAUAGGGCCAUGGAGAUCAUACUUGCUCUGGCAGAUGAUGAAAGCGGUGAUAGAGGAAUCGUUCAUCGAGCUUGUGUUUGCGUGAUGAACGCUGUCUGCCAGGAAUCAGAUACAGGAAAGAAGGCCAAAAACAAGGUGAAGGAACUUGCUGGUGUCGAGACAUUGAACGACCUUAUGAUUGAUUACAAAGACGACGAUCCUAUUACGCAAUGUGUCAGGCAGGCGUUGCAAGCACUGAUGAAAUGA